AUGCCGAACAGUCGCCGCGAUAUCUUGGCUGGCGCGUUCGCGGCGUUUCUUUUUGGCGGCAACUUAUCGCUCACAACACCGCAACAGUUUGCGUACGCGUAUUCCGAGGAAUACGAAAAAGACACCUUAGAUUUGCUCGCAAAGACCAAGGCGUUUAUCGCCAAGCAAAACUAUUACGAGGACGUGUACGAGUCGUACGCGAAGUGGAACACGAAAUACAGCGUUCCUGGCGCGGUGGAUACGAAGAGAUUUGGCAAGAGUUUUCUUUUAACGACAAAGAUUUUCAGCUUGGUGAAAGGCGGAAACAUCGAGGGCUUGGAACAAAAAGCGAACGAGUGGGUGAACGUCGCCUCCGCCUUAACCGACGGAACGUUAAGCGGCAAAGAGGCGAGAGAUACCUAUGGAAAUUUGGUCUGGGCAAAUAACGAUAAGUCUGAUCCGAAGAACAGAAUCGGUCUGUGCGCGUUUGGCGAAACCGCGGGAACGAAGUUCUUCAAUAUUAACUGCGAUGGAUUUUAG
Messenger RNA from Bathycoccus prasinos, 519 nucleotides. RefSeq lists its product with no specific name. The transcript has a single exon. Bases 1 to 519 code for a protein of 172 amino acids. NCBI's taxonomy places the organism in Eukaryota, Viridiplantae, Chlorophyta, Mamiellophyceae, Mamiellales, Bathycoccaceae. The record is from RefSeq and is a predicted model, not a curated record.